AUUGCACAAGAAAAUCUACCUAAUUAUGAGCCUUUAGAAAUUUCUCUACUGGAGUUACAGUUUGUAAGUGAUACAUACAAAGAUAGCUUUAUAUAUUUCACGACUUCUGUUUUCCGCUCAAUGUAUUGAGGUGUUGAUGUGCUGAAUGGUCGGUAUAUGCCUUAGAUUCGUCUUAGAGAGUACAUUUUGUCUAAUAACAACAAUUUGUUUGCUCGAAAUUUUUAAAGCUGAACGUCAUAAAAUGAAAUUGUUAUUUCCAUCCUUCUUGCCAACAUCAACACCACUUUGUUUAUUUGUCCUUACAAUUGCUAACAGCGAAUGUUUACAUAACACUUUGAAAAUAUUCGAAAAACGACCUACUCAAAGUGAUGGUCCCUUAACCGCUAUACUUCACACCAAAUAAUAUCACUUUCAAAGUGAAUGUCAACUUUCAGUAUGUUCCGAUGUGUUUUUUCAUUGUCAUCUAUUUUCUGUGAAAAGAUGUCAAGAAAUUAGCAAGUCUCAUCUCACAGUUAGUAAAAGUCAAAUCGCUGCUGUUCUUCCAACUCAAAAUAAUCAAAAACAAAAGAAGAACGCUUCACAUGCACACUGGCAUUUGACUGUGCUUUUCUUAGCUCUGCUUAGCAUGAAUUCGCCAAACCGCAGUUUAAAAUCAACUCAAACGUAUUUACUCAAUAAACUAGAUGAUGAAGGAUGUUGUACCAAAAGCGAAUCACAUGCAACGAAACUGAGAGAAGAGACGAUAAGAGAAGCCGAGAGUGAGAGAAAGCAACAUGAUGCUGAACAAGUCUUCAGAAAAGAGUCUGCUAUAACUGAAGUCCAAAAUGGCUACAUGCCUGUUAGCCCUUCUAGUGCGUCCACUUCUACCAAGUUAAAAGAAUUGUCAAACGGACUACCCUUAGAAACAAACUUUUUAUGGACAGUAACAAAGGAGUUGGAUGUUGCUACAAGUGACGCCUUAAAAUAUGGUCAAGCAGUUAGUAUCAAUAAUGAUACAACUGUCCGAGCGUCUCGCUCGUACAUAAAUAGUGAAAUGAGCUCGGAGAAAUCAAAUACCGGAUUGAAUCUAUUUAAACCGGAUGCGUUAAUGAAUCCAGCAUCUCCAGAUAAUGUAGUUAAAACUUUGAAAGAGUCUCGCUAUGGCGCAUUUUCUGCGGAUUUGUUGGAGUAUCAUGAUCCUAGACAGAACUUAAUAAUUGGGACAUCAUCUCUAAUGUACCCUACGUAUGCGUCUUUCCAUCCGAAAAUCGUAACCACUGACGCAGCAAGCACAGACAAGGAACUAACUAAAGAGGAGGAAGAAGAACACAAAAAGAGCAGCACCACAAACGGCGAAUGCUUACAAACUGAUUUGGAGGAACGCUCUUUACCGGUGUCGUCAGAACGAUCUGCUGAACCAGUAAAAAGAAAUGAUCCGUCUUUAGAGCCCGUACAGACAAUUGCAUGGAACGUUCCGAUUGCAAAUGGCGAUUCGCUGCACGCACAUCCGAUAUUUGCGCCACGCAUCAUCUCACGAAUGCCGUAUGUUUAUCCUCCAAUCCCGACGCACCUUUUCCCAUUUAUUCCAUCGUAUUCAGCUUUACCUCCUUUCUUCUCGCCGCAGUAUUUACCACUACAACCUUGCCCUUCCAAUCCACUCAUUCAAUUAACUGGUCUGACACAGGAGGUGGACUACUUUAAGCGGAAACCAUCACCUUGUAUGUGGAUUUGCAACCGUACUGCCUUGGUAAAACCCGAUGCAGAAGCAAUAUGUGGUCGACAGUUUGACACAAUCGCGGACAUGGUGUACCACAUUGGUGAAACGCAUCUGAACAAUGCGUAUAACACGACAGGCACAAGCGACCAGUAUCAUUACUGUUUUUGGAAGGACUGUCAACGGAGUAUGAAGCCUUUUAAAGCUCGGUACAAACUUGUCAACCAUAUCCGCGUCCACACUGGUGAAAGACCGUUUCUUUGUCCAUUUCCAGCAUGCGGUAAAAGAUUUGCUAGAUCAGAGAACUUAAAAAUACAUAAGCGAGUUCACUCUGGGGAGAGACCUUUCUUGUGCGAACAUUCAAGUUGUACUCGACGUUUUGCAAAUUCGAGCGAUAGGAAAAAACACAUGCAUACUCAUACCUCAGAGAAAGGUUUUAGUUGCGGAAUUGAAAAUUGUCACAAGACAUAUACACAUGUUGGCGCGUUACAUAAACACAACCGGAAUCACAGUUUUACGGAAGAACAACCACAAACAUGCAAUAGCGUUGUCAAGGAAGACGAGAAAAUCAAGCAUUCCUCUUAUAUACCGAUGAUGAAUAACGCACCUAGCUUGGAUAAUAUGGAGAAAUCACGUGCUAUAAUACACGAACUAGAAAAGUCAGUAAAUCAUCAUUUACAUCAAGUUGGUGAAUUCAAAUGUAAACAAACUUCUACUUUAAGUGAAGAUAUUAUGAAUGGAGAUGACCCAUGAUGUAAAUACAUUUCGUGGAACUGUUUUUCGUUUGUAUUGUCAAUUUUUUUACAAAUUUAAUAUACAGUUCCAAGACCUAA
Hydractinia symbiolongicarpus is the source of this 2526-nucleotide messenger RNA. RefSeq names its product zinc finger protein GLIS3-like. Lineage: Eukaryota; Metazoa; Cnidaria; Hydrozoa; Anthoathecata; Hydractiniidae. Gene Ontology annotation, biological process: regulation of transcription by RNA polymerase II; central nervous system development. Bases 626 to 2446 code for a protein of 606 amino acids. Gene Ontology annotation, molecular function: DNA-binding transcription factor activity, RNA polymerase II-specific; RNA polymerase II cis-regulatory region sequence-specific DNA binding. Gene Ontology annotation, cellular component: nucleus. The transcript has 2 exons. The record is from RefSeq and is a predicted model, not a curated record.